Messenger RNA from Hibiscus syriacus, 864 nucleotides. Its product is annotated as leucine-rich repeat protein 2-like. Gene Ontology annotation, molecular function: protein binding. The transcript is spliced from 7 exons. The record is from RefSeq and is a predicted model, not a curated record. The coding region runs from base 97 to 732 and encodes 211 amino acids. Lineage: Eukaryota; Viridiplantae; Streptophyta; Magnoliopsida; Malvales; Malvaceae.
AAGUCUUUCAAGUUUCAUCAACUUCGCUUUUUUACUUCAUUUCUCUCUGUUCUAUUCUUUCUUCAUCCUUUCUACCUCUCUUUGUCUCCCUCUGAAAUGGCUCCUCUCUUCUUGUUCCUUUGUUAUUUCCUUCCACUUCUUUCCCCUGCUGCUUCAACCAACUCUGAAGGAAAUGCUUUGCAUGCUUUAAGAAGAAGGCUUUCUGACCCCACCAAUGUGUUGCAGAGCUGGGACCCUACUCUUGUCAAUCCCUGCACUUGGUUUCAUGUGACCUGUGAUUCCACCAAUCGUGUCAUUCGUUUGGACUUGGGCAACUCUAAUAUCUCUGGGACUUUGGGGCCUGAGCUGGGUCAACUCCAACAUCUGCAGUACUUGGAGCUAUACAGAAAUAACAUAAGAGGGAAAAUUCCGAAAGAGAUAGGCAAUCUCAAGGCCCUUGUUGGCAUGGAUUUGUAUGGUAAUGAGUUCGAAGGAGAAAUUCCAAAGUCUUUCGCCGGACUGAAGUCGCUGCGAUUUCUUCGUCUAAACAACAACAACCUAACAGGAUCCAUUCCAAGGGAGCUUACCGCCCUCUCAAACCUUAAAGUAUUUGAUGUUUCCAAUAAUGAUCUCUGCGGAACUAUACCGGUUGACGGUCCUUUCGCAAUGUUUUCCAUGCCGAGCUAUGCGAACAACGCGAGGUUGAACGGGCCGGAGCUGAAAGGACUUGUGCCGUAUGACUUCGGCUGCUGAAGCAGCCAAUGCUUGUCCAACUUACCACUGCAAAAGCAGCGUGCAUUCUGAUAUUUAUGUAGGAGUGGAUAGUGAAACGCUCUACUCUGUAUCUAUAUAGUCUACAAGAAUAAAAUGCUCUCAAGUUCAAAA